Messenger RNA from Prorocentrum cordatum, 3828 nucleotides. The record is from the annotation of a GenBank genome assembly. Lineage: Eukaryota; Dinophyceae; Prorocentrales; Prorocentraceae.
AUGUCGAAGGGCGGCGGCAAGGGCGGCGGCAGAGGCGGCGGAAAGGGCGGCGGCAAGGACGAUCGCACCAGCAAGCAGAAGAAGUCGGAUGCAUUCAUCGACGGGCAGAAGCAGUUCAUGCACGACAGAAGGUGGGCGAAGAACCAUCGCUCGGGCUGGCGAGGGUCGGAGGUGCCCCGUAACGAUGGGGCCGUCACCGGGCUGAAGCCCCCAGAGUGCCUGGCGGCGCUCCCUCGCGCCCGCGGUGUGCACCUGGUUAUGGGGGGCCUCUGUUUGGAGCUCUUCUGCGGCCUUGCCUCGCUGACCUUGUCGCAGGUCUUUGAGGCGAUCAUCUUGCGGGGGCAGUGCUGGCACAAGGGCGAGCGAAGGCCCAUUGCGCCGCCCAAGGGGCCCAAGGGCCAUGUGUGCUACGCGGAGGGCGUUGACUUGCUGGCGGGUAAUUUGUUCCUCCCUGAUCAGGUCAGCAGCGCCGUGGCUUGCGUCCAUUCCGGCGACGCCGACAACGUUGGCGAUGACGAGGGCGACGAUUUCGCGCCGGACUGGUUGGGCUCCAAGCGCGGGCGUUCGCCCGAUGACCUUAUCCAGAAGGCCCUCGCCCAGCCGCGCCUCUUCGCAGCUCAGGAAGCUAAGCUCAAUGACAAGUUGCAGCGCGCCGCCAGGGGGGCUCAUGCGAUCAAGCCGGAGGCCCUUGACAAAAUAAGGACUCGACCAGUGGACAGCUUCACGGCGUCGGGCAUCAACCCAGCCACGCGAACUGAGGACGCCAUAGUCCACGACGCGAUUGACCACGUCGCGCCGAUGCUGGCCAUGUGCAUAUCCGAGGGCAUGACGCCGCGGAUGUGGUGCGCGGGUGAUUUCUUCUGCUGUGACCCGCAGGAGUGUGUGGUUACGGGCGGCUCAUGCCUGACGGCCAUGUGCGGCUUGCUCGGCUUUCCGACGGACUCGUGCAUGGAUGGUGACCGCGCGUUGGGCCUCGCAGUUUUGGGGGCACGCAUCGCACUCGACGUCGCCGCGAUGCCCGCGUCUGCAGCGAUGGGCGCAAACAAAGCGCAGCAAUGGACAGAGGAGUUGCAGUUCGUCGCGAACGAGAAGAAGCGCGGCCCUGACCAGGCAGCGAAAUCCGCAGGCCGUCUUUCAUUCGCCUGCACGGCUUCAGCGGCCCAGCAAGGUAGGGAUGUCGCGAAGCCACUCUACGCCCAAGCCAACGCGCCGCUGCACGGUUUUGGCAUGUCCCCAGCCUUGCUUAAUGCUGCCAGAUGGUGGACCAAACUUUUGGAGAUCAAGACGGCGGCGCGCCUGGCUGCAGGCCACACCGAGAGGGAGAUUGUCGUGGCGUGGCAAGACUCGCAGAUCGAUGUCCUGGAGAUGAUUGCAGCGCCCCUCUUCGUCACCACGUUCCAGGACAUGAUUUGCGGCACUGCGGCCUUCGUGCCCAUCGACAACACCGGCGUCCUAGGCAGCCUGCUGAAGGGCAGCUCCAGCGCGCCAGACGCGAACGUGCUCACAAGAAGGAUCUGGCUGCAUGCAGCGGAGUGGUCCUGGGCCCCAGCGUGGGCGAGGGUUGCCCUGCCCCUGGGUGAGGCCGUGGGGGCCAUGCUUGCGGGGCUCACCCAGUGGGUGUCGCGGGGUGUGGUCUCAUGUGAUAUCGUUGCCGUCGUCACCUUCGUGCGAAUGCGAGGUCGGGCGGCCGGGGUUGCCCGCGAUAAGUUGGUCGCCAGGCUGGCCAGACUCCGCGAGGCAGCACCUGAAGCGGUCAUGUGGGAAAACGGCGACAGGCUCCCGCAGAUCGCCAAGGCGCUCUCAUGCAUCGCGCCGACGAAGAGCGCGAUCGCAAAAUCGGGAGUUGGACACCUUCUGGCAGAUGAGACGGUCUGGGCCCGCGGAGGCGACGUCGCCGUGACCUUCGCCAGCAUAGCCCAACGAGCUGCGACGUCGCUGCGACCUUCGCCGCAUGUGCAAUGCGACCGUUCAUCAGCAGUUGCAGGGCGCAGGCCGGUCGCGGCGAUGAAGGCGGACCAGUGCAUGGAUUAUGCCGUCGAUUUCGCGGACUGGCUGAUGAUCGACGAGGUCCUUGCGGACGUUGCGCGCAGGAGGAGGCUGGCGGCGACACCGGUGCAGCAAGGCGCCCUCCACUGGAAGCUCUUGGACUCCAUCGGCCCAGAGUCCCUGCGGGCGCGGAAUCCCGCGCAGGCUGCGCUGCUCCGUCGCGCAGCGGCCAUGGCCGCGCGGCGCGGGCAAGAUGCAGAGCUGGCGCGCCAGGGCCACGGCGUCGGCGUUACUCAGCUGAGCACCAGCUUUGUCAACAACACUGUCAGCGUUACGGGCAAAUCCGCCAUUUCCCUGGCUGGCAUGUCGCAGCACAUGGUCGCGCAGGCCCAGGAGAUGUGGACGAUGGAGUGUCGCAAUGUUUGCGGAGGCCCCCUGGGCUCCAGGUCCAAGGAGGUUAUCCAGAUGUUGGUCGCGGCGGGGCAGAUCGCAGAAGUGGCGCGACUCUUUGACGAGAGGGCGCGCCUCUUACGGCGAGACGCUACCGCCCAGCAGGACGGGGAUAUCUGCAAGUUCCUGGCCAUUUUCACGAACCCAAGCACGGCUGCCAACUACGUCGGGUACGUGAAAUGGGCGUGCAAGCUUCUCUCUAUGGAGACCGGGUGGUGGUCCCCGACUGUAGCCCUCACGCCCACGGGCAUGCGUGCAGAGCACUUGCGAACCACUGGCGGUCCAGCGCUGGUGAAGGUCGGCAUGCAGCGCGAAGCCCAGGCUUUGCCGCCAGGUCGCCACAGCGCUGCCUGGAUCGAGUCGCGCGACGGAGGCCUCGACUCACCCCGCGUCCAGCUGGCGAGGAGGGACCGCAGACCACAGGGCAGCCUGCUGACGCGCACUUGCGCUUGCUCCGGGGCGUCUCCGCGCUGCCGCGCCGCGCGCGCGGUGGCGGCAUGGCUCCGCGGCAAGAGCGCCAGGGGGAAAUUGUUCGACCUCGCGAGUUUCUCGUUCGUCGAGGCCGUCCGCCGCAUGCCGGCACACGCGGGCUACGGGGGUGCCGGCAGGUGCACCCUGAAGGGGCCCAGAUACGGGUGCGACACGCUGAGCCUCGACGACAGAGACAACGGCGGCGGCGGCGGGGCAAAGACCAACGUCCAAGAAUUGGCGCUGAAUUGCCCAAACCGCGGCGAAAUAUGCCCGCUGAUCCCAGCUAUGCGCAACCAGCGGAUAGCGACGCUGCACCUGCCAGUCCAGCCCUUUUGCGUCGGAUCGCCGACGCUCUACGUCUCGAGAUGUAGCUGUGCAGAGUGCGCUGCGCUGCACCCGCGGGAGGUCGAGGCGUGGCUCCUGGGCUUGCCGCCGGCGCUGCCGCGGGAGGCCGCCGUGGCACUGGUCAAGGAGGUGCACCGGACUGGCAUGGAUGGCGCCGCGUUCGGCAAGCUGGUGGCCAGCCGCGUGACCCCCGCGGCCUUGGGCGGCGCCGUGACGCCGGCGAACAUGGCGGUGCUGCGCCGCUGCUGGCACGCCAAGUUCCCCGCGGGUGCUGCGCCGGGCCCGGCGGGCGCGGAGCUGCUGGCGCCCUCCUUCUUCGAGCCGCCGUCCAGGAUGCCCCCCCUGAUCGCCCCCCCUCUCCCCGCGUUCGACACGUGGAUGCCCGCGUGGCCCGCCGCCGCUGCGCUGGCGCUGGCGGCGCCGAGGUGCGGCGUCAGGUCCGGUAGCUGGAUCGUCGGAGUUUUCCUGGCUUGUGUUAGGGCCUCCAGCUGCGGGCACCUCGCGAGACCUUUCGGCUCAGACCCAGUCGAAAAGACCGCGCUGGACGCUGAGGCUCGCUUUUCGGCGCCUGGAUGA